Messenger RNA from Zalophus californianus (California sea lion), 970 nucleotides. It is a transcript of the gene METTL5, whose product is annotated as methyltransferase like 5. Gene Ontology annotation, biological process: rRNA methylation. Gene Ontology annotation, molecular function: rRNA (adenine-N6-)-methyltransferase activity; nucleic acid binding. The transcript has 8 exons. The record is from RefSeq and is a predicted model, not a curated record. The coding region runs from base 258 to 905 and encodes 215 amino acids. Lineage: Eukaryota; Metazoa; Chordata; Mammalia; Carnivora; Otariidae.
CCGGCCCCGGUCCCGGUCCCGGCGCGAGCAGUCUCCUGAAGCACCCGGACGCCACUGGAAGAAUCUUCGGUCGACUGCAAGCCAAGCCCGGGCCGCCGCGGGUCUCUAAGAAGCCCGAGACCGGCACAGUAUACCCUGGAGGCGGGUCGAAGGCUGGCGGAAGACUCCGCCUGCUGCUGGAGCUGGAAGGAAAGCAGGAAGAGCCUGGGCUAGAUCCAGUGCCGUUAAAUCCGGCGAACUCACACUUAAAAAAAAAAAUGAAGAAAUUAAGGCUUAAAGAACUAGAAAGUCGCCUGCAACAAGUGGAUGGAUUCGAAAAGCCCAAGCUACUUCUAGAACAGUACCCAACCAGGCCGCACAUUGCAGCAUGUAUGCUCUCUACAAUCCAUAAUACAUAUGAUGACAUUGAAAAUAAAGUGGUUGCAGAUCUAGGAUGUGGUUGUGGAGUUCUUAGCAUCGGAACUGCAAUGUUAGGAGCAGGGUUGUGUGUUGGAUUUGACAUAGAUGAAGAUGCAUUGGAAAUAUUUAAUAGGAAUGUGGAAGAGUUUGAGUUAACAAAUGUUGACAUGGUUCAAUGUGAUGUGUGCUCAUUAUCUAACAGAAUGUCCAAGUCAUUUGAUACAGUAAUUAUGAAUCCUCCCUUUGGGACCAAAAAUAAUAAAGGGACAGAUAUGGCAUUUCUGAAGACUGCUUUGGAAAUGGCAAGAACAGCAGUAUACUCCUUACACAAAUCCUCCACUAGAGAUCAUAUUCAAAAGAAAGCUGCAGAAUGGAAAAUCAAGAUAGAUAUUAUUGCAGAUGGCUUUUGUCUUAUAGAGCUGCGAUAUGAUCUGCCAGCAUCAUACAAAUUUCAUAAAAAGAAAUCAGUUGAUAUUGAAGUGGAUCUAAUUCGGUUUUCUUUUUAAAAGCCUCUAAAGACAAAAGCAGCUUAAAACCUAAUUAAGAUGAAUAAAAAAUUUUUUUCACUAAA